CUCCUAGCGACUAGAGCGGCAGGGAUCAGGAGCCGCGGAAACUGGAGAGGUGGCACCCCAGCGAGGGCCACCAUGGGGGACCAGAGGCCGCAGGACCGGCCAAAGUCCCCAGGCAUGGACUUCAAGCCCUGGUACUGUGACAAACCGCCUUCCAAGUGCUUCGCGAAGCGCAAGCACAGACGCCUGAGGUCCCCGCCCAUGGACACCCAGAACUGGGUAUUCGUGACUGAGGGCAUGGACGACUUCCGCUACGGCUGUCCGUCUCCUGAAGAUACGCUCAUUUGUCGCCGUGACGAGUUUUUACUCCCCAAAAUCUGUCGCAGAGGUCCCCAAACUGACCCCAAAAGCGGGCAGAAAAAGUUGCUCAAGAAAGCGGCCCUAUUUUCUAAGCUCUCUCCAGCCCAGCUAGCACGGAAGACGUUCGUAGAGGAAGUGGAAGCCCAGCUGACGGCCAAGCAUCCCUUGGCCAUGUACCCCAAUCUGGGAGAAGAUAUGCCUCCAGAUCUCCUACUACAGGUGCUGAAACUGCUGGAUCCUGAGAGGAAGCUGGAGGAUGUUUGGGCUCGUUGUGAGGCCCGGGAGAAAACAACCGAGGUACCCACAGAGCCUGGUAAAUACCCCUGUGGGGAACUCUGCCCAAAGCCUCCCGAGACUCCGGUGUCCCAUCUCCGCCCGGAGCCUCCCAAGACUCCGGUGUCCAGUCUCCACCCGGAGCCUCCCGAGUCUGGAGUGUCCCAUCCCCGCCCAGAGCCUCCCAAGACUCCAGUGUCCAGUCUCCGCCCAGAGCCUCCCGAGACUGGAGUGUCCCAUCUCGGCCCGGAACAUCCCAACACUCGUCGGGUGUCCAGUCUCCUACGACAGCUACUGAAACUGGAUUCUGAGAGGAAGCUGGAAGACGCACGGGCUCGUUGUGAGGGCCGGGAGAAGACAACCAACGAACACACAGAGCCUGGUAAAUACCCUUGUGGGGAAUUCUGCCCGCGGCCUUUCGAGACUCCAGUGUCCCAUCUCCGCCAGGAGCCUCCCAAGACUCCGGAGUCCAGUCUCUGGCCAGAGCCUCCUGAGACUGGAACUGGAGGGUCCCAUCUCCGCCUAGCGCCUCCCAAGACUCGUCGGGGGUCCAGUCUCCACUCGGACCCUUCCGAGACUGGAGUGUCCCAUCUCCGCCUAGCGCCUCCCAAGACUCGUCGGGGGUCCAGUCUCCACUCGGAGCCUUCCGAGACUGGAGGGUCCCAUCUCCGCCCGGAGCCUCCCAAGACUGAAGUGUCUCAUCUCCAGUCAGUGCCUCCCAAGACUGGAGCGUCCCAUCUCCGCCCAGAACCUCCCGACACUAGUCGGGUGUCCAAUCUCCUACUAUACAUACUGAAAGUGCUGGAUUCUGGGAGGACGCUGAAGGACGUAUGGGCUCGUUGUGAGGCCCGGGUGAAGAAAACCGAGGAACCCACCGAGCCUGAUAAAUUCCCUUGUGGGGAACCCUGCUUGCAGCCUCCGGAGACUCAGGUGUCCCAUCUCCACCCGGAACCUACCAAGACACGUCGGGCGUCCAGUCUCCACCCGCAGCCUCCCAAGACUCGCCGGGCGUCCAGUCUCCGCUCGGAUCCUCCCAAGACUCGUCGGAGGUCCAGUCUCCGUCCAGAGCCUCCCAAGACUCGUAGGGUGUCCAGUCUCCGCCCGGAGCCUCCCAAGACUCAUCGGACUCAUCGGGUGUCCAGUCUCCACCCGGAGCUUCCCAAGACUCGUCGGGUGUCCAGUCUCCGCGCGGAGCCUCCCAAAGCUCCAGUGUCCCAUCAGUUCUCGGAGCCUCCCAAGAUUCGAGCGUCCUACAUAAAAGAACUGUUUCACGAAGAUACACCAAACACAACAGAGUGCGUUUCUGACUCUCUUCAAUAUAGAUACACAUCAGAAAAACUCCGUGAAUUCUUCAAGUGGGCUGCAGACCUGGGAGCUGAUGAAGAAUCCAUCAGGAAUCUGUUUGACUUUACCCCCAAGUACAGAGCAACCUAUUACGACCAAAAGCUUAAGAAGGUAAAAGAGUGUUCCUCAGAGCUGAAGUACAGCAUGGAGCUAGAUGAAAAGGAUGAGGACAAAUUUUUCUCACAGGAAAAAUACUGGGGCAGGAAACUCCACACGCCAUCGAAUUCUUAUACCGCACAGCGUGUGAAGAUGAAGUAUGGAGCAUGGUACCUCAAGCCUAAGUUGUGGAAAAAGCUAAGAAGUGAUGAACCUUUGAUUGACCCCAAGCUCUUGCUUGAAAAGCCUGAUGAACCUGACGUUCUUGACGAACUUUAUGGACCAAUUGCCUUUAAGGAUUUCAUUCUAAGCAAGGGCUACAAAAUGCCUGGCAUCCUUGAAAGACUGUUUGCCAGGAAGGGAUGGACUUAUGACUCUGUUAAGACUCCCAUUCAACGUGCAAUACGAUUUUACAAGUACAAAGAAAUCGCAGAAGCAUCGGAAGAAGAUUAGGUGGUUUUCAAUUUAAUUGGGUAUUUCUUGCUCUCAUUUUAAACAUCAAUCAGAAUUUAUGAUGACUGGCCCCGUGGAUGUACAACUUUGGCAACAUCUGUAACUUCAAUACAUAAUGUUUAUAAAUAUUUCUUAAUGACCUGCUUU
Molecule: messenger RNA, 2610 nt
Organism: Cercocebus atys (sooty mangabey)
Lineage: Eukaryota; Metazoa; Chordata; Mammalia; Primates; Cercopithecidae
Product: protein FAM47A-like
Exons: 4
Coding region: 73-2463 (796 amino acids)
Source: RefSeq, a predicted model, not a curated record